CGUUAACGGUCCUUUAUUCUCCAUAUUACUAUAAUUAUAGUGUACCGUUCUAUAUAAUACAUAAGUUUCAUUGUAAAGUGCAGUCUGUGCUAUUGUUUAGCAAUAUGAGGGUUUACAUUGCAAUCCUAUUCCUGACAGCAUCCGUUUUAGCCGAGCCAAGUAAAGUGAUACAAAAACGGAGUGGUCUGGUCGGCCACUACGCUGCCAGUGCACCUAUUCUCGGUCACGGGUACUCUGGCCUGGCGUCUGGUUACGGACUCGGAUCGGGUAUCGCUCUUGGGCAUGGCGCAUUGGUUGGCCCCGCGCAAUUAGUCGGUGCUGACGUGCAUACUACUGUGACGAAACAUGUUGGAGUGCCUGUGCCUGCCCCAUAUCCGGUUGCCGUCGAUAGGCCUGUUCCAUACCCCGUAAAGGUGGCUGUCCCAGUGCCAGUCGAUCGUCCUUACGCCGUACCAGUGCCACGACCAUACCCAGUUGCUGUGGAGAAGCACAUAGCUGUGCCAGUCGACAGGCCCGUACCAGUGCCAGUUCCUCAUGCCGUGCCCGUACCGGUCAUUAAACAGGUCGGUGUUCCCGUACCCCAGCCGUACCCUGUCGCUGUACCGAAGCCAGUAGCAGUUCCAGUGGCACAGCCCGUCCCCGUGCCUGUCAUCAAAUCUUUAAUUAGCCCCGCAAUUGCCUCUCCUCUUAUCCACGAAGGCCAUGGACUUUCCUUGCACGGACUCGGACAUGGGCUCUCUGGAUUAGGCUUAUCCGCACACGGCAAAAUCUGGUAAAUUCAAAAUUGGAUAGCUCAUUUGUUUGUUACAAGUCGAAAAUUAAAAACACCACGUACAUUUAAACAUUGAAUGUACGGUAUUAGUGCCAUUAUUAAUAAUCGGCUUUUAAAAGACCUACGCCCACCAUAGACUAUUUUUAGUCCAUUGAAAUGCUAUACUGAAUUUACUAAGUUUGGAGACGCGGAGAGAGGAGUAAUGGGUUUAGGUUACCAGGGACUAUAUAAUUUAAUGAAAUAUAUAGUUUCUGCUAUUAGUAUAUUUAAUUAGUAAGAAACUAUUCUAUAUCACUAACCUAAUUCUCUAGUAACAAA
Achroia grisella is the source of this 1090-nucleotide messenger RNA. Its product is annotated as tetra-peptide repeat homeobox protein 1-like. The record is from RefSeq and is a predicted model, not a curated record. The coding region runs from base 105 to 776 and encodes 223 amino acids. The transcript is spliced from 4 exons. NCBI's taxonomy places the organism in Eukaryota, Metazoa, Arthropoda, Insecta, Lepidoptera, Pyralidae.